AUGAUGGCCGUGUAUCGAUAUCGGACUUUUUCCACUUCUGUGGCGCAUUUGAAGAGUCUUAGGUUUGCAGAGACCAUAAAGGAGGCGAGCAAGCCACCAUUGACGGAAUCUAUAAAAGUUUCGAAGCCAUUUGGCGUGGAAAGAGGAACAGUCUUGAACCAUAAAUCCAGUGGUUUUGGAGGCUUGACACACGAAUUGUUUAGUUCUGAGGCCAAAGAGCGUCGGCAAAAACGAUUGGAUCAUGAUAUAGCACACAGUCCUUUCUACGAGUCCAAAUCUUUCAACAAUACCAAAGGUAAGAUUUUCACUCCACCAAUAUCAUUUUUCAGAAGUGACAAGUCCAAAUAUUUUCCUGACUUUUCCUCGUCUACAUUAACAAAGAAAUCACAACUGUUUUACGAGCUUCUCCAAAACAAAAUCAGUUUUGUGCGGAUCUACUCCACGGUUUCUGGUGAGAAAUGUGCAGACUCGUAUUUCGAUAGAGAUGGAAAAAACUACUUGAAACAGGAUUAUGCUGAGAUGGUGCAGAGAUAUCCUCAUUCUCAGAUCAUUGAUAUCAAUAUUCCUCAGAGUUUUGUAAAAGGGUUGUUUGUUAAGCUUGCUGAAAGUAAUCUCAGAGCACAACUACCAAAUGAGAGACACAAUCUUUAUUAUAUUGUAUCUGAGUCAUUGUUUCCGUACGACAUCAAGCAAAAAAUGCUCUGUGAUAAUACCUGUUCCGGCUACAUCUACUUGGUGGACCACCAGGGGCGCAUUAGAUGGGCAACUAGUGGCAGUGCCAAUGAUAGUGAAGUGGAGUUGAUGUGGAAAUGUUUAAAGGGAUUGGAGAAGGAAUACGCCCUGUUGUCACAAUAG
Molecule: messenger RNA, 855 nt
Organism: Meyerozyma guilliermondii ATCC 6260
Lineage: Eukaryota; Fungi; Ascomycota; Pichiomycetes; Serinales; Debaryomycetaceae
Exons: 1
Coding region: 1-855 (284 amino acids)
Biological process (GO): mitochondrial proton-transporting ATP synthase complex assembly
Cellular component (GO): mitochondrial inner membrane
Source: RefSeq, a predicted model, not a curated record